Messenger RNA from Brassica rapa (field mustard), 1300 nucleotides. Its product is annotated as protein SLOW GREEN 1, chloroplastic. Lineage: Eukaryota; Viridiplantae; Streptophyta; Magnoliopsida; Brassicales; Brassicaceae. Gene Ontology annotation, molecular function: protein binding. The record is from RefSeq and is a predicted model, not a curated record.
UUUUCUUACAUUGUUCGACUUUAGAAUGGUGGAGUGGUGGUUGACUCAAGUUAACAACAAUCCUUGUCUCAUCCGAAAAUCGCUGCCGCCUACCUCGUUGGAUUGUGAGUUCGCUUCUCCACUCUCCAGCCACUCAUACAAUACGCUGAGAACCAUGUUCACGUCUCUCUCUGUUCCUUACUCGCUUCCUUCUUCAUUGUCUUUCUCUUUAGUCGCCGUUAAAACUCCUCCGGUCGCCGCGCAUAUUGUUCCCCGCCGUGAUCUCGUCUCUCUGCGCAUCAGGGCUAGCAAGAACGGUUCUCCGGAUUACCGUUUUCACGAAAAGCUCAAAUCUUUCGCCAAAUCAGCAAUUAUAAUCGGAGCUGCUGUUUCCAUGACCGGAAAGCUCUCAACUUUACCGGCGAAAGCGGAAUCUCCGGUUACCACCACCGAGGAAGUGAAAGAAGAGAACUUUUCGUCUGAGAUCGAACCCACUUCGCCAUUAACGGAGCUUCUAGAAUCCACCCCAGAAGCUGUCAAAACGCUGAGAUCACUGCUUCAGCAGAAGCUAGAGAACGGAGAAGACGAAGAAGCUCUCAAGCUCUUAGAGAGACUCGUAACCGCACAGCCAGAGGAAACAGAGUGGAAGUUUUUAAUGGCGAGGCUAUUAGGUGAAAUGGGUCGUACCCAAAACGCACGCCAAGUGUUCGAGGAAAUUCUCCAACGAAACCCACUCUCGUUCGAGGCCUUGUUCGAGAACGCGUUGCUCAUGGACAGGUCCGGGGAAGGAGACGCGGUGCUGCAGAGGCUGGAGGAUGCGUUGGCUGUGGCUGAAGCUGAGAAUAUGGUGAAGGAGAUUAGGGACGUGAGGCUGAUCAUUGCGCAGAUACAGUUCUUGCAGAAGAAUGUGGAUGAGGCGUUGAGGAGCUACGAGCAGCUGACGAGAGAGGAUCCUAAGGAUUUCAGACCGUAUUUCUGUAGAGGUAUGAUUUAUAGUUUGCUUGAUAAGAACGUUGAAGCUAAGGAGCAGUUUGCGAAGUAUAGAGAGCUGUCUCCGAAGAAGUUUGAAGUUGAAGGGUAUUUGAGAACUCCAUUGUCUAAGAUGAAGCUCUUUGGUAGUGGUGAAGAUAAUUGAGUUUGAGUUAGAAUAAUAGCUCUUAUAUCUGGAGAAUAAGACACGGAAGACUAGAUAGUUUUCCUGAGAGAUUACGUUGGAGUUACUUAUAAAGCAAAAUGAUUUUUUUUUUUAUGUUCGAGUUAAAACUUAUGAAUUUGUGAUUUAUUUAUGAGUUGAUUACACAAUAAGACACUUUUUCUCUUU